Parathielavia appendiculata is the source of this 1770-nucleotide messenger RNA. RefSeq names its product glutamate decarboxylase. Lineage: Eukaryota; Fungi; Ascomycota; Sordariomycetes; Sordariales; Chaetomiaceae. The record is from RefSeq and is a predicted model, not a curated record. The coding region runs from base 43 to 1770 and encodes 575 amino acids. Gene Ontology annotation, molecular function: glutamate decarboxylase activity; pyridoxal phosphate binding. Gene Ontology annotation, biological process: L-glutamate catabolic process. Gene Ontology annotation, cellular component: cytosol. The transcript has 3 exons.
GUUGACCCCGAAGACAUUAUUCAUCACCUUCAGAAUCUCCGCAUGCCGUCCGAGAGCGGCUCCUCAACGGGCCAGACAGCCCAUCUCACCCCCUUCUCAACCCCGUACGCCAGCCAGCGCGACAUCCCCAAGUACCGUAUCCCGGAGAACGGCGCUCCUGGAGACACCGUGUACGAGAUGCUCAAGGACGAGCUGGACCUGGACGGCCGGCCGAAUCUCAACGUGGCCAGCUUCGUCGACACGUACCUGGACGACAACGCGCAGAAACUCAUGGCCGAGAACAUGGGCAAGAAUCUGGCCGACAAUGACGAGUACCCAGCCAUGCUGUCCAUCGCGAACCGCUGCGUGUCCAUCCUUGCCCACUUGUGGGGGGUGCAAAAGGGCGACAAGGCCGUCGGCUCGCCGACCGUGGGCUCGUCCGAGGCUAUCCACCUGGGCGGGUUGGCCAUGAAGCGGCGGUGGCAGGAGCGCCGGCGGGCGCAGGGCAAGGACACGUCCAAGCCGAACAUCAUCAUGGGUGCGAAUGCGCAGGUCGCGUUGCUCAAGUUUGCGAGGUACUUUGAGGUAGAGGCGCGCGUGCUGCCUGUUUCGGAAAAAAGCAAGUUCUGCUUGGACCCGGACCUGGUGAGGGAGAAUGUUGAUGAGAACACCAUUGGGGUAUUUGUGAUCUUGGGGAGCACGUAUACUGGGCACUAUGAGCCGGUGGAGACGAUCUCAAAGAUAUUAGAUGAGUACGAGGAAAAGACGGGCGUGUGGAUUCCGAUUCAUGUGGACGCUGCGAGCGGUGGGUUUGUGGCUCCGUUCACAUAUGCUGGGACUGGUGGAUGGAAAUGGAAUUUCGAGCUUGCCCGAGUCGUCUCCAUCAACGCAUCAGGCCACAAAUACGGACUUGUCACCCCGGGCGUUGGGUGGAUAGUGUGGCGGGAUCAGUCAUACCUCCCCAAAGACCUUGUCUUCGAGCUUCACUACCUCGGGGGCACCGAGGAGUCCUACACGCUCAACUUCUCACGCCCCGGCGCGCAAAUCAUUGUGCAGUACUACAACCUAAUCCACCUUGGCUUCCAAGGCUACCGCGAGGUCGUCGAGAACUGCUUAGCCAACGCGCGCAUCCUCUCCAAGAGCCUUGAAGCCACGGGCUGGUACACCUGCGUCAGUGACAUCCACCGCCCCGCCCCGACCAACCACACCACCUCCUCAACCACCGCGGCCGCCGCAUCCGACGCUGCGCACCGCGCCAAAGACGCACUCACCUCCGCGGCAACAACAGGCCGACUCCUCGCCGGCCCGACCCUGGGCCCCGCUACCCCGCGCCAAAACAACAACGUUGAAACCUCGGCCGCGUACGUAGCCGGCCUGCCCGUCGUCUCGUUCCGCUUCGCCGACGAGUUCCGUCGCGAGUACCCGCACAUCAAGCAAGAGACUGUCUCGCUCCUGCUGCGCGCGCGCCAGUGGAUCGUGCCCAACUACGCGCUGCCGCCGGGGGAGGACGACACCGAGAUCCUGCGGGUCGUGGUCCGCGUCAACAUGAGCUUUGACUUGCUCGACAGGCUGGUGACGGACGUCGUGCAGGUGACGGAGACGCUGAUGCAGAAGGACGAGGUGGAUCUGUCGAUCCUGCAGGAGCAGCAGCGGAAGGGACCUGUUGUGAAGAAGAAGAAGGAGGAUGAGGAGGAGGAAAAGGAAAAGGAGGGGGAGGGGAGGAAGGUGAAGAGGGUUGGGGAGGAGGUCAAGAAGAGGAUGGCGGAUGGGAUUCAUCGGACUGUGUGCUAG